AUGGCAUCUUCAAAGAACAAACGAACUAAGAAGACUACUCGUAUUAUCAAGCUACUCAGUUGUCGUUUUGGCGUCAAGAAGAAGCAGGCGCCAGCGACUCGCAAACAGUGGAACCAAGGUGGCACCAAGGUUAACAUGUCUGCUAGUAGCAGCGACCUGGAUAACUUGCCUAGCGAACUGCUCAAGAAGCAGGCGCCAACAACUAGCGAACAGCAGAAAAAAGGCGGCAUGAAGGCUGACAUGUCUGCUGGCAGCAGCAACCUGGUUGGCUUGCAUGGCGACCUGCUCCGUCAGGUGGCCUGCUUCCUCGGCAGGGAUGACCUUGGCAGCUUGGCAUUGACGUCUCCUACAAUCUAUCAGCAUCUGAGCAUUGGAAGUGUCCACCAUCAUCAGGGCCGCAACCUUGAUAAUAAUGAUCGUUUUGUCAAUUUUAACGAUCGUUUUGGCUAUGGGUGGGGGUACGCGGCCAAAUUGCAGGGCGUCGUUGCUGGUGCCACCUUUGCCAACCGACCUAUCCAUUCCAUGCAGGUGUCCUUCCGCUGGCGGGAUCAAGGAUGGGGCAACCAGAAGGGAAUGGCACGUGUUGUGGCAGUGAAUGCCGAUAAUACUAGUCAUUGCCAAGUGAGCUGCACACAUAGUGCCGGAAUUGCACCCCAUGCAGAGGCAGAACAAAAGUCCAUGUGUUUCAUGCCCGUCCCUGGGAUGGAAUACUUCUUGCAGAUUUUGGUAGGUGGUGGUGGCGGACAUUCGCUACAUCUCAAGAAUAUUCAACUUCACUAUAUCAUUUUCGAUGAUGAGGAACACAGUGUCACCCGAACUCAUCAGCAACUGUUGGGAGGAGGUACAACAGUCGCCUUGGACUUUCCAUUGCUGCUUCGCCAGUGUCAAGCAGUACUGGCAGAGCUGCACGGCAGAGCCCAAAUGGGAAGUCAAGAAGAAAUCACUGAGCUCGACGCCAUUCUUAAACGUAUGGGGCGUGAAAAGACACCUGCCUCUCUUGAAUUACUCCAAGAAGUUCUCUUGGCCGAGUCCAAGUACCAAGAGCAAGUUCAGGCCACAACUUGGACAAUGGGCAUUGGUUCGAGUGAGCCAAUGCCAACCAUCGCGAAUAAUCGGCGUCCUGGCUUGCGCCUCGGUUGGUGA
Messenger RNA from Seminavis robusta, 1143 nucleotides. The record is from the annotation of a GenBank genome assembly. Lineage: Eukaryota; Bacillariophyta; Bacillariophyceae; Naviculales; Naviculaceae.